Molecule: messenger RNA, 1395 nt
Organism: Theileria equi strain WA
Lineage: Eukaryota; Apicomplexa; Aconoidasida; Piroplasmida; Theileriidae
Product: signal peptide containing protein
Exons: 2
Coding region: 1-1395 (464 amino acids)
Source: RefSeq, a predicted model, not a curated record
AUGAAGGUCUCUUCCGUUAUUCUGGCAACCUGUCUACUAGGACUCUGCCAUUGCAAGAGGUCCAGAGCUCUCACUGAUAGACCAGUUAUUGAAGUCUUAGAUGACUAUGCGGAUGACGAAUUGAUCAACUAUCGUCCCGUAAGGAAAACGAGGAAGAGUAAAUCAAGUGGCCAAAGGCUGGUCUGGGAUCUGGCUGAUGGAACUGCCUAUGAAGAAGAAUAUAUACAAUCCUUUGCUCGAAGAUGUAAUGCUGGAAAGGCAUUGGAGGAAGAAUCCAUGGUGAAAUGUCGCCAUAGAUACGCUACUCCCAUUACUCUGGAUAUCGCUCAUCCCAAUGUACUAUUAUGCCAGUCUUUUGACUAUUACUAUGAUGAUAACUUAACCAAACUUAUUGUUCCGGAGGAGGGUAUAAUCAUAUCUAAACUUAUGAACGGUAAGGAAGAAGUAUGGAGCCCUUCUUCUGGUGAGGAAUUUGAUCAUGCCAAAGUAUACUUCAAUAAAUAUAAUGAGCCAGAACUUGUUCGGGUAUUGGCAAAGACACUCACUACAGUAAAGGAGUAUUACUUUGAGCUCAAUAACGGGGUGUGGGUACCAUCUAGUAAUAGUGAAGAGAGGAUGCAAAACCUAAGGAUGAUUUCAACCUGUACAUCAGACCUUACUGUGGAUAUUUCCUCAACUAACAGUACCGACAAAUGCACUGUUUUCCAAGUUAAUCUCCUUGGUGUUACUACAAAGCAUUUCUUUCCCAACCCCGGAUAUGCUGUAGUGGGAGUAAAGGAUAAGAGUAAAGAGUUAUGGAUGUCUCCUAGACUCAUUAAAGGUUUAAAACCGCUAGUCAACGAUGGAACCUUUGAUGGAUACAUUGACUAUUGUCUCUCAUGCGUGUUGUACAAGAAGGAAGAUGUGAAGCUACUGGAGAUGACGGUGAUAGAGAAUUUAUCAAAGAGAUGGAAAUUUUUUGAAAAAAUAGAUGGGGAAUGGAAUGAAGUUGGUAUAGAUGCGAGGAAAACCUACAUCCCAUCUCCUUUCCAAGAUAGAUGGGCUACUCUCUUUGAUGCAAAAUACUUCAUUAAAGAGAAUGUCAACUUUACCGUAGCGACUGACAUGGAAGAUACAGUCCCAGUCCUAAAAUGCACAGCUGGGAAUGGUGCUUCUAAACUUACCUAUGGAUCUGAUACAAUAUGGCCAGGGAAGAAGGAUGUGAUGUGUCUCUCAGCUGUCUUGUAUAUGGAUGGAGACCAGCCUACUCUUGCAGUACUUGUCACCAGGGAUAAUAAGAAUAAUAAGAAGAGCAAGGUCUAUAGAUACCAUGAUGGUAAGCAGUGGAAGAAUGGUAAAGAAGGAACUCAUAAGAAGAAGUUUGAGGAGCUAAAGAAAAAGUAUAAUCCGGAAUAA